Zingiber officinale is the source of this 714-nucleotide messenger RNA. RefSeq names its product protein SENESCENCE-ASSOCIATED GENE 21, mitochondrial-like. The record is from RefSeq and is a predicted model, not a curated record. The transcript has 2 exons. Bases 51 to 356 code for a protein of 101 amino acids. NCBI's taxonomy places the organism in Eukaryota, Viridiplantae, Streptophyta, Magnoliopsida, Zingiberales, Zingiberaceae.
AGAGCUCCAGUGCGUUUCCCCUCUAUAAAUAUGAGCCCCAGAGCAGGUUCAUGUCUCAGGCCCUGAGAGUUCAACAGAUUGCAAUGGCUCGUAUCAGUAUCAACCCCGCAGCGUCCACCGUCCUCUCUCUCAGAAGGCGGGCAUUUGCCGUGGUGGCGGCGGAGGAGCGGCGAGCACCGGCGACGGGAGGGGCGAUGGAGGGGAGAGCGACUUCGGCGGCGGCGGAGAAGGUGUACUGGAUGAGGGACCCCAAGACGGGGAACUGGAUGCCGGAGGAUCGGUUCGGCGACGUGGACGUGGCUGAGCAGCGAGCACGGCUUCUCAGCUGCUGGCCUGCGGGCAGAGCAAGCAACUGAACCGUCUGCUGUUUUUAUCUAAGAUUUGGCAUUGCAGAAUAAGGAAUCCGUGGUGUGAAUUUCAGAUUAAUUCCGGAGUAUUAAGCUUGUGGAAGAACUAUGUGUUGGGAUUUCUAGUUUCUCAUACACUUUUUAUAAAUUUUUAGAGUUUUUUCUUUUUUCUUUUUUCUUUAAUAAAAAUUAGGUUCGCUGGGCUAGGCUUGUGUUGCGCGUAGACCUAGCUCAACGCAACUUAAAUUGAACUAGGCCCACACAACUUUCCAUAAGUGGGCAUAGACCCGACCUAUGCUAGUUCGAGUCCUUUAGGACUGUUUCAUAAUUAAAUUAACUAAUAUUACUGAUGCUCUCAUUCGAAUCA